Messenger RNA from Peronospora matthiolae, 474 nucleotides. The record is from the annotation of a GenBank genome assembly. NCBI's taxonomy places the organism in Eukaryota, Oomycota, Peronosporomycetes, Peronosporales, Peronosporaceae.
AUGGCGUUUUUUAUUUUAGUACCUAGGAGAAAAGUAGAAGGAGAAAAUCAAUACAAUACGAAGAACGACGACCGUCCAGGACCUUGUUUGCUGAGUCGACCUUGUCCCAAGAGUGCAGGUCCAAGUGAGCCAGUCAGUCAAGCGGUCACAGAGUCGUGGAUUCGGUCCACAGAGUGGAUUCCAUCGUCCUGCCUGCUGCUACCUGCGAUCCAAGAGAAAAGUGAAGAGAAGAGAAGGAGGACAAGGAAGAAAUCCCCUCCGGUACUUGCAGGUUCGGCGGUUGACGACGAAUUGCUGCUUUGUGCCAUGAUGGAGCGGCAGUUGCGCGAGAUUGAGGCGCAACAUGGUAUCUUGACGCGUCGUGAAGUUCUAGCGGCGAUCGUCCGUGAACAUGCGAUCAAGAGUGAACACGCUGCGGCCGAAUACCCGUCGAUCUUUGCUGCUGCUGUCGCGCCGGGAGUGAAUUUGCAGUAA